Messenger RNA from Effrenium voratum, 558 nucleotides. The record is from the annotation of a GenBank genome assembly. Lineage: Eukaryota; Dinophyceae; Suessiales; Symbiodiniaceae.
AUGGGCUGGCUUGGGGGCUCGGUGGUGGAGAGCUUCAAGUUCCUCCACUACGCCAAGGACCUGGUCAAGUACAAAGCCCGUGUGGAGGCGGCGCCGGGUCAGAAGGGCGGCAGCGCCGACUUCUUCCUGGAGUCCAGCGAGGUGGCGGCCAACGGCGCGGGCGCAGAGCCCACGCCGGCGGAGGUGGGCGUGCGCUUCCAGCCCUCUAUGCUGGGGGAGUGCCGGGCGCUACUGGUGAUUUCUGGCCCCGGGGGCGGGGAGUACAAAGCGCUGCUCACGGGCUUCGCCCAGCCGCCGCAGCCGCAGGGGCCGAUCACCAUCAUGAACGGGAAGCAGGGCGUGGUGGAGUUCCGCAACCCCUUCGACAAAGCCACGGACUUCUCCCUCCAGGUGGACAACCCGACCUUCAUGGUCCCGAUGCGCACGCAGAGGAUCGACCCGCAGAAGUCGGUGAACAUCUCGGUGAACUUCAAGUCCGACAGGCCUCAAGGCGGGCGCCUGAUCAUCUCCUGCGACAAGGUAUCGACGCCUUGGAUCUUCUUUCUGAAGGGGGAGUAG